AUGUCGUCAGUUAAAGUUAUCGUUACCUGGAGUGGACAAAAAUUUGAAUUGGAAAUUGAAGAUGAUGAAUCGGUUGAUUCCCUUAAAGCUAAAAUGUACAGUUUGACAAAUGUAGAACCUGAUAGACAAAAACUAUUAUUUAAGGGCAAACUCUUGACGGAAUAUUCCGAUUUAAGCGCAUUGAACAUCAAAGAGGGCAGCAAAUUAAUGAUGAUGGGAACAAUUGGUGAAUUACCAACGGAACCAAAAGAAAAAACUUUAUUCUAUGAAGACAUGACAGAUAAGCAACGGGCAGAAACUUUGAAAUUACCGUCCGGUCUUGAAAAUCUUGGUAAUACUUGUUACAUGAAUGCCACCUUGCAAUGCCUGCGAGCUAUUCCAGAAUUACAAGAGUCACUCAAUAGUUUUACAGGUAGAGAAGCAGGUUCCAAUGUUUUACAAAGAAAUCUUACGGUUUCUUUGCGUGAUCUUUAUCAUCAAAUGAAUCAAACCACUGAAUCUUACUCGCCGCAAUCUUUUCUACAGGUGCUUAGAAGUGCUUUUCCUCAAUUUGCUCAACGUAAUGCUUCCGGAUUUAUGCAACAAGAUGCUGAUGAAUGUUGGUCUCAAAUCAUAUCUAGUUUGCAUCAAGCAAAUGUUAUUAUACCUAAACAAGAUUCUAAUUCAUCACCAAUAGAAGGAUCAUUUAUUGAUCGUUAUAUGAAAGGAGAAUUCACUUCAACCAUUAAAUGUCUUGAUGCUCCCGAAGAAGAGGAAGUUGUUACUAAGGAAUAUUUCUUUAAAUUAAACUGUCAUAUCAGAGUGACAACAAACUUUCUCCAAAAUGGAAUUACGGGGGCCUUAGAUGAAAAUAUUGAAAAAACUUCUCCUACAUUAGGAAGAAAUGCAACGUAUAGCAAAUCUUUACGUAUAAAUCGGUUACCUUCAUAUCUUACAGUACAAUUUGUAAGGUUUUAUUGGAAAACUGAUCGUAACAUUAAAAUUUUACGUAAAGUAAAAUUUCCAAUGGAAUUAGACGUUACAGAAUUUUGUACUGAUGAGUUAAAAAACAAAAUAUUACCUGUUAGGAACAGUUUACUUGAAUUGGAAAAAGAAAGAGCAAGUUCAAAGCGAAAAGCAAAACUUGCUGAGAAUUUUAGUAGUCAAAAUGCAACAGAUUCAACAAAUGAGACAAAUAAGGAAACUACUAAUGUAGAAGAACUUGAAAAAAUUAAAAAACUUAUUGAUCCCGAAUUAGCUAAAGAUGUUGGAGCUAACGUAUCAGGAUUAUAUGAGCUUUAUGAAUGGAUUAAAUAUGAUGAUGAUAAGGUUUCAAUAGUUACAGAAGAAGAUAUUCAAAAAUUGGAUGGAGGAGGUGAUUGGCAUAUCGCAUAUAUUUUAUUAUAUAAAUCAAAACAGAUAGCGUAA
Molecule: messenger RNA, 1407 nt
Organism: Funneliformis geosporum
Lineage: Eukaryota; Fungi; Glomeromycota; Glomeromycetes; Glomerales; Glomeraceae
Source: the annotation of a GenBank genome assembly